AUGGGCGGCUGCUCCUUCUCCGCCUCCAUCGACCUCUCUCCUUCACCGUCACUUCUUCCGUCCGUCCCUCUCCUCUCCUCCUUCUCAUAUUAAUAGCAAUUCAUUCCUUCCCUCUCCCAGAUCCAUUCCCUUUCCCUCUCUUCUCCGUUCGUUCCCGACCUCAAUUCCUUCCUCUCCGUCCCAGAUCGGAUCGAAUCGCCUUCUCUUCCUUCUCCUGCGGCUGAUCUCGUCGGCCUCCGAUCGACGGAGAACUCCCCCCGCGCAUGCCUGCGUAGAUCCUGAUGAGGAGAAGCAGCAGCGGCGGAGGGGAAGGCGACCCGGAGGCGGCGAAGAUGAGCGCGAGGGCGGCGGCGGGGCCACCCUCGCCUGCGGAUGGGCGGUUCUUCACCGUCGGGCUCGUCGCCGCCUGGUACUCCUCCAACAUCGGGGUGCUCCUCCUCAAUAAGUACCUGCUCAGCAACUACGGGUUCAAGUACCCGAUCUUCCUCACCAUGUGCCACAUGGCGGCCUGCUCCCUCUUCAGCUACGUCUCCAUCGCCUGGCUCAAGAUCGUGCCGAUGCAGUCCGUCCGGUCGCGGGUCCAGUUCCUCAAGAUCGCUGCGCUCAGCCUCGUCUUCUGCGGUUCGGUGGUCAGCGGGAACGUGUCGCUCCGCUACCUCCCGGUCUCGUUCAAUCAGGCCGUUGGCGCCACCACGCCAUUCUUCACGGCCGUCUUCGCUUAUCUCAUGACUUUCCGGAAAGAGUCAUGGCUCACAUACAUUACCCUCGUGCCCGUCGUCACCGGUGUUAUUAUUGCUAGUGGGGGGGAGCCAAGCUUUCAUUUGUUUGGUUUUAUUAUGUGUAUUAGUGCCACUGCUGCUAGGGCACUUAAGUCAGUGCUGCAGGGAAUACUGAUGUCCUCUGAAGGGGAGAAGUUGAACUCCAUGAAUCUCCUUUUAUAUAUGGCUCCAAUAGCAGUUGUUUUGCUACUUCCUGCAACAAUUAUAAUGGAGAAAAAUGUGGUGGGCAUUACAUUGGCACUUGCUAGAAAAGACUUCAACAUUAUAUGGUACCUGCUGUUUAAUUCUUCUAUGGCCUACUUUGUGAAUUUGACCAAUUUUCUGGUCACUAAGCAUACCAGUGCUUUGACACUCCAGGUUCUGGGAAACGCAAAAGGAGCUGUGGCAGUGGUUAUCUCAAUCUUAAUAUUCAGGAACCCAGUUUCCUUCACAGGAAUGGCUGGGUACACACUUACCAUCAUCGGUGUAAUCCUCUACAGCGAGUCUAAGAAGCGUAACAAGGGAGGCUAAUUCAAGGAGAACCACCAGUAAACUCUUCUACCUCCCUAAUCGUUAUUCCUUCGUCAAACGCACCCUUUAAUUUUACAAAAUCACAUAGAUGCACUCCCCCUCUCUUCCAUUUGGAUGCUGAAUAGUGCUGUAGAUGGGAGCUAUUUGUUGUACCAUGCCUCACUUUCAUUAGUUAGAAUGCAUUCUGGGCCUUUAUCAUAUCAAUGGCUAUAGACAAAUAGGUUCAGUAGUUUGAGUUCUUACAUUCUUUGUGACAGUAUUUGUUCCAUCUAUAAAUUCAGACGAACAUCAUUUUGUCGAUACAAAUCACCAUUUUUUCCUUUCA
Zingiber officinale is the source of this 1614-nucleotide messenger RNA. Its product is annotated as probable sugar phosphate/phosphate translocator At3g11320. The transcript has 4 exons. Lineage: Eukaryota; Viridiplantae; Streptophyta; Magnoliopsida; Zingiberales; Zingiberaceae. Gene Ontology annotation, cellular component: Golgi apparatus. Bases 282 to 1289 code for a protein of 335 amino acids. The record is from RefSeq and is a predicted model, not a curated record. Gene Ontology annotation, molecular function: antiporter activity.